Messenger RNA from Soboliphyme baturini, 570 nucleotides. NCBI's taxonomy places the organism in Eukaryota, Metazoa, Nematoda, Enoplea, Dioctophymatida, Soboliphymatidae. The record is from the annotation of a GenBank genome assembly.
AUGAACAGGAAGCCGGGCGGUACCAUGGGCGGACCUUUUGUUUCGCCGCAGCUGAACAGCAACCUUAUCCAACUGACUGGAUCAGCGUCGAACAAGAUUCCUGGCUCACUGUGCGACUUUACUACCAACAGUUCGACUGCCAACGAUUUGGAUGUUUUGGCGCAGGCAUACAACGGCGUUCAUCAGUAUUCAUCUGCAUUUUCUCGGUCUUAUGGCCAGACCGUAAACUUCGGCGUUAAACAGCAGGAAGGACCAGACGGCGCGAAUCUUUUCAUAUACCAUCUGCCGCAGGAGUAUAGCGAUACCGAUUUGAUUCAAACGUUUUCUCCCUUCGGGAACAUCUUGUCUGCUAAGGUGUUCGUCGACAAAGAGACGAGGCUCAGCAAGUGUUUCGGAUUCGUUUCCUUCGACAACCCGUUAUCGGCACAAGCAGCGAUUAGGGCGAUGAACGGCUUCCAGAUCGGCACCAAAAGACUGAAAGUACAGUUGAAGAGGUCGAAGUACGAGGCAAAACCCUACCAGCAUCCGCAACAGUAUGCCGCCGCCACUGUCAGUACUACGCUUAGCUGA